Messenger RNA from Nyctereutes procyonoides (raccoon dog), 1035 nucleotides. RefSeq names its product melanoma-associated antigen B1-like. Gene Ontology annotation, biological process: negative regulation of transcription by RNA polymerase II. The transcript has a single exon. The record is from RefSeq and is a predicted model, not a curated record. NCBI's taxonomy places the organism in Eukaryota, Metazoa, Chordata, Mammalia, Carnivora, Canidae. Gene Ontology annotation, cellular component: nucleus. Bases 1 to 1035 code for a protein of 344 amino acids.
AUGCCUCGUGGUCAGAAGAGUAAGCUCCGUGCUCGUGAGAAACGCCGCCGUAACAGAGAUGAAACCCAAGGUCUCCAGAGUGCUCAGGCCACCACAGCAGAGGAGGAAGAGACCACUCCUUCCACCUCUUCUGUUUUAGGAGAUGUUCCCCCAAGCUCCCCUGUUGCUAGCACUUCCCAGGAGCCUCAGGAAGCCCCAACCACCACCAGGGCUGUUGCAGGUGGUUCACGCCGCAGAUCUAAUGCAGGUGCCAAGAGCCGGGUUGAGGGAGGUAAACAUUCCUCCCAGGCCUCAACUUCCACUGCGAGUGCUCCCAAAGAUCCUCUAUCCGGGAAGGUGGGGUUGUUGGUGCAGUUCAUGCUGUAUAAGUAUAAAUUGAAGGAGCCCAUUAAAAAAGCAGAGAUGCUGAAGAUCAUCAACAAAAGGUACAGGGAGCAUUUCCCUGAAAUCUUCAAGAGAACCUCUGAGCGCAUGGAGCUGGUCUUUGGCCUAGAAUUAAAGGAAAACAAGCCCGGUGGUCACUCCUAUACCCUCGUGAGCACCCUAAACCUCACCAGUGAUAGCGAUGUGAGCAAUGGCUGGGGCUUUCCUAAGAAUGGGCUUCUUAUGCCUCUCCUGGGUGUGAUCUUCUUGAAUGGCAACUGCACUUCUGAAGAAGAUAUCUGGGAAUUCCUGAAUAUCUUGGGCAUCUAUGAUGGAAAGAGGCACUUCAUCUUUGGGGAGCCAAGGAAGCUCAUCACCCAAGAUUUGGUGCAGGAAAAGUACCUGGAAUACCGCCAGGUGUCCGGUAGUGAUCCUCCACGCUACGAGUUCCUGUGGGGCCCAAGAGCCCAUGCCGAGACCAGCAAGAUGAAAGUCCUAGAGUUUUUGGCGAAGGUCCAUGACACCGUCCCCAGUGCGUUCCUGCCCCAUUAUGAAGAGGCUCUGCGAGAUGAGGAAGAGCAAGCCCAGGCCAGAGCCACGGCUAAGGCUGCCUCUGCUACCAAGGCCAGUGCACGUUCCAGGGCCAAAUCCAGCUGCUCCACUCCUCCCUAG